Messenger RNA from Aspergillus homomorphus CBS 101889, 801 nucleotides. RefSeq lists its product as uncharacterized. Lineage: Eukaryota; Fungi; Ascomycota; Eurotiomycetes; Eurotiales; Aspergillaceae. The transcript is spliced from 2 exons. The record is from RefSeq and is a predicted model, not a curated record. The annotation marks the transcript as partial.
AACGGCGACAAUUCAGUAUAUCGCGCUUUGGCAAGAACAAGUCUUAGUAAACGCGUGUUUCAGCCUCUAACUCUUGCUGAGAUCCGUGAGUACGUUCCACGACAGACAAAUGAGGACACCGAAGACCCGUAUUAUGGGGAGCUUAUUCGAAUAAUUGAGUACGACGAGGACGGUGAGCCAGAACCACCAAACGUCGCUGUGCAGAACACAUUUAGAAAUGCCCCAUUCCAGAUUGGUACCGAUGGUCUCGUGGGCUGUACAGUUGUGACCGUUGUGUCCAGGAGAGCAGUAUACAUGGGACACUACUGGGAAGGUCCGAACUGGAAAGACCCCAACGAUUUCGUCACAAUUAUCCUCAACUUCAUCAGCAACACGAAUCCACGGGAUGGCAGCGGCCCUGCCCUCAACCCAGCACUAUUCAAUCGGGCCACCGACGACACACGGAUCUACAUCAUGCAAGCCGUGCAGAGAACAGGGAGGACGACUACAGCGCCCUAUUAUGCCCCAGAGCUUAGGCAAUAGAAGACCCUUCUCAAUCAGCAGUUGCUGCCUGGCGCACCCACGGCGACGUGGAUGUACAUUCCUAUUAACUGGGAAGAUGGCGAGCCCGAUCCCCUCGCUGACCAGCCAUGAAGACGCCAUGCAGUCUUCCAAUAUAGUCCCCAAGCGCAUAGCACCGGCAGGAGAAAGAAGGGAUGGAGGCUCUUCUACGAGGGUCAUUAUUUCGAUGAUACCAACCCUCCUCCUUGCCCUGAGUCAGCUAAUGGGAUUCCGGAUAGCCCGUGAGCGAAUUUCCUAUCG